This is a messenger RNA of Durusdinium trenchii, 3137 nucleotides long. The record is from the annotation of a GenBank genome assembly. NCBI's taxonomy places the organism in Eukaryota, Dinophyceae, Suessiales, Symbiodiniaceae.
GCUUAGGGGUGCUUUUUUUUUUGGCCCCACUCACUUAAUAAAGGACUCAACACGAACCCCGACAUGUGACUCUUGGUAUGUUUGUUGUUGAGCAGUUGCGCUGGUUGGAUCGUUGUGUUUGGGUACUGUUCGAGGCUUUCUCAUCGACACUUGAACACCGCAUGGCCGAAGUCCACCAAGCAGAGCUCUUGAGAACCCACUGCGGACACCGUGGUUUUGGUGGAAGAUAUGCUUUGGGUCCAGGGAGUCUGUUCUAGCACCGUGGGCUGGUGUUCCUUCAGGUUGAUCGAUCUCGAUCGGCGUGUUACCUUCAGCUUGCGGCUUGGGUAUGUUGCCUUGGAAAAAUCCACUCGGUUCUGUGCAGCUCAUACAGGCCAACAACCUUUUGCGCAAGGAGUCCCAAGUGCAUAUUGAUGGAAUCUUAAACCAACCGCUAGGUCCGCUAGGUCCGCUAGGUCCGCUAGGUGCUGAACACAACACCGAGUUUGGGCUUCACUCUGAGUGUCUCCAGCGCCACCGGACCUCGCUCCAUCUUCCACGCGCAGACCGGGGACCGUUCGUCCCCCGGAGACCGGCGGAACGGUCCGCGGUGUUCGUUCGGUCUCGCCUCGGUGCGAGGGGACCCUCAGGUGGGCAUUCGAAGUCUGGUGAAGUGACCUGAACGUGCGGAUCCCGUAACCAGGGGUACCCAACUGGGAUAGUUCGGGUCAACCUUCGUCAGGUCAGGUCGGCGCCGUCCUUGAAAGAGAGCCGAAGGUCGGCCCUGAAAGAGGUGAUGACAGGACUCAAAAGGUAACUGCUCAAGCAUCAAAAGUCCAAUGUAGUAGCUCUUGGGUAGCAGCCCACUGCAGUGCCCACGGACGUCCACUAGUUGACAUUCUUAGGCUCGUUGUGUUUCAGAAUCAUGCCCCUUCCUGGAGUUCCUUCCAUUUCGGGUUUGGCAUAGAACAUGUAGAACUUUUUGGUGCGGCUGGCACACCUAAAUCCGGCUCUUUGGACCAUGCCAAGUGGAUGAAGGUGCUUCUACACCCGAAGUUGAACACUGGCGAAUUCAGUGCCAGGACCUUCCUGGCCAGGCUGUUUUUGGGACCAUAACACAGGCUAACAGCGUGUUUUUUGGUCAAACACCUGUUGGAGGGUGCCGGCAACAAACAUGGUUCGGCAAAGGCACGGAGUCACUGGUGCGAAUUCGCGGCAAAGAAUCAAUCCUUCGGUGGAUGAUCCUUGGACAUUGGCUUUAAGAUAGAUGUUGUUUUGUAUUGAUCAGCUGAUUUUUCUGGCAGGUCCGAUGUUUCCUGUGCUUCCGACAACUCGGCGUCUCUUUGGCGCUUUCAUCCCCGCUACUUGCGGGCACUGGAGGGCUUCGAUCGGCACCAGUGGGCGCAAGGCACGGUGCAGGGAGCCAUUCGUUUGCUGCUGCUCCUUCAGCCGACUCCAACGGUCAAGGCUUCCGAAGCCCGCGGCUGGGCCGUACAGGCGAUCCUGCAAGACUUGCAGAAGUGCACCGAGUGGUGGCUGGUGAUGGAAAACCGGCAGGCGCUGCUGAUUCUGGUACGAGGCCCCUUGGGCAGCGACGUGGCGGAGCAUUUGUGCCAGGUGUGGCAGAGCAGCUGCACGGUCGUCCAACUGGUGGAUCUACCAGAGGACCUGGACCUGGCCAGGCAAAUGCUGACGGACACCGUGGGAGAGGCCAUGCAAACCAGCCGCUGUGUGCUGAUUUUGCCCUUCGACUUCUAUGAGGAGGUUGAUGAUGCACGUCAGGGCACCUUGCUGGAGACUCCUCAUUGGGAGUCCUGGGCCAUUACGCUGGCGCAUUGGAUGGCCCAAAGGUCCAGAGAGAAGCUGGUGGUUCAUGUGGCCUUGGGUCACGACUUUGCUCGUUCCACCGACGAUUUGGCCAUGGUGGUUUGCACAGCGAACAGUUUGCCCAGUGACAGGGAGAAGCGGCACUCAAGGUGCUCGAAGCCGGUUUUGGUGCAUGGGCUGAAGUACAUGGAGGACGAGAGCUUUGUACAAACCGGGCUGGUGACCUUGAACCAAUACGGAGGCUUUGGCCAUGGGACAGCCUUUCAGAAUACCGAGCUCGAGGACUUUGGCAGUCAGGCAUUCUGGGGCGUGCUGGGUUCUGGACCUCUGCGGGUACAGCCCCUGUUCUCCUACCUUCACUCCCAUGAAAGGUCUUUCACGGACCUCAAGAACUUUGGGCAAUACAUCGUCCAGCACCACACACUGCCCAUCCUCACACAGCAACGGCUCAUUCUCUCAAUGGCAGGAUCUGGACAAUCCUACGUGCGGCUAUGGUUGGAGCUGCUCUCUGGCCGCCCCACACCGGCCUUGGAAGGCUUCUAUGCCCAGCGAGGGAACAGCCUUGUCGAGUGCUUUCCAGGCUCCAUGCCCCAGGUGAAUGGGCAAAUGGCACCCAUUGCAUGGGUGGCGCACAGUGGCUUCGAAGCGCGGAAAGUGGCGCCCUUUGCCUCGCUGACGAGCUUGGUGGUGCUCCUCCGCGACUAUGCCCAACUGUGGCUCCGUCAGAAGCGCUCUGCUCGGGCGGAACCCAUGAACGACUUCGUGGGCGAAUACCUGGGUAAUUUGGAUCCGGUGCCCCGCGUGAAAGCCGCUGGUGGGACCACACUGGUGUUGUAUUUCGAUGAACUCUUUGGCUCAGAGUCUUUGCCUUUGCCUCAGAGUCUUUUGGAUUUGCUCUCGCUAGGUUCACCUGACCUGGAGCAGAUGACGUCCUUGCGCUCAAGCAUCUCACAGUUGAGUCUGACUUGCGAUGAGUUCGAGUCCCGCCCCGAUUGUGCAGCGCCAUGUCGGAAUUUGAAGGUAGCUUAUGCCAAGUCCAAGCAUCCGCAACCCUCGGCGCCGCGCGAGGUGUCUCCAGAGGAUUUGCCAGAGAUCUACCAGCUGGAAGAACUCCUUUGCGCCACGAACCCCACACACGUGAACACCUUCCUUCUGCAGAAGCGUUGGGGCAGCGGUUUUCUCCAGGGAUGCGUGGAUGGGGCCGCGAGCUUCUUCCCGCGGCCGUGAGUGCGCCAAAAAAGGGCGUCAUCGGACUCAGGGGCUUUGGAACCGCGGGUCUUUAGUCCCAACAGAGGUGGAGAGUGACCCGAACUAUGACCCGGAAAACUUGG